AUGAUUGACAAAAUGAUUCACAAAAUGGACUCUCUCAGGAGGGAAAAGAGUGAAGUGUUAGGAAUUUUAAGGGAGAAACAUUCUAAAACGUUACAACUGAUCAAAGUAAGAACCCCAAAGUCCCAAGAUAAACGAACAAUAGUGCAUUCACCAACUCCAAGGAAAAGUAAAAGAACGUUAUUUUCCACCCCCCAGAAAAACGACUUCGGAGAAAGUCAUGCCAAAAUCAGUUUACAAAGGGCAGAUCAGAUGGAGAUACCAUGUGUAGAAACAUUAAAAUCAGCUCCAGAAAAUCAGAAAGCCAUGUCUAUUACCAUAAAGUCGUUCACGCCAAGUAAACUCAAGGUGCUGUACAGAACUACCAAGAGUGAGAAAGUGAAAAGUAGAAUUAUUCCAUUAGGUCAUUGCCAGAAAAUUGUCAAAACCUUAACAAACAACAGUUCAUGUGACAGAAUUGGAAGAAUUAUCUACAAAACACCACUAAAAGCAGCGGUGAACAAAGCCGUUUUCUCUGAAGUGGAGAAGGACUGUGCUGCCAUGUGUUCCAAAAAGUUGCCUUCAGUAUUAAGAGAUUUUAGCAGUGAAAAUGUGUCAACUUUCUCCUUGGACAAAUUGAACAUUGAAAUACAAAAGAAAGCUCCAGUGUUGCAUGGAGUUCUGCAACAUUCUGUGAAAGGAUCCAUUUUGGGAACUGUUGUCACUGCAGCAGUGGCGCUGAAAUUUCGCAACAACCAGUUGUCAGCAUUACACCACAUAGUAGCUCAGAUUUUAGAUAAAGGGGGAGCAACAGAUGAGGCUAUUGAUACUUUAGCAAAACUUGGUGUAUGUGUAUCAUCAUCAGCAAUGUCAAAGCAGAAACAGAGGCUCUUACAGAGACAGAAAGAGAAAAUUGGAACCCUUAUGCUGAAGGAAAAGGAAGAAUUAGAAGAAUCGGACAUGUUGGAUAAAAGUGAAAACAAGUCUGAGGACAUGAUCACUAUCUUGGAACACAUACAUGCCAAUUACAUUGCACAUACUGAUGGAGAAAAUCCAGCUGUCAUCAAGAAAAAAGUGUUCGGAGGUGACGUGCUUACCAAUGAACGAGCUUAUUCAGCUCAACUUGCCAUGUUGAAUGGUGACACAGAUUAUGACAGACUUGGUGGGGGCACUUGUUCAAAUAGCAAAUGGAUUUCCUAA
This is a messenger RNA of Magallana angulata, 1176 nucleotides long. RefSeq lists its product as uncharacterized. The coding region runs from base 1 to 1176 and encodes 391 amino acids. The transcript is spliced from 4 exons. The record is from RefSeq and is a predicted model, not a curated record. NCBI's taxonomy places the organism in Eukaryota, Metazoa, Mollusca, Bivalvia, Ostreida, Ostreidae.